Linum trigynum is the source of this 5356-nucleotide messenger RNA. NCBI's taxonomy places the organism in Eukaryota, Viridiplantae, Streptophyta, Magnoliopsida, Malpighiales, Linaceae. The record is from the annotation of a GenBank genome assembly.
CGGUACCUUGGGUAAAAUCCGGGGUACCGCAUACCUUGAGUAUGAAAACACUAUCUAGACCUUGAAUUAGUAGGAUUUUUGAGCGUGAUACUAUACCCUAACUCUUAAUGAGUGAACCCUACGUCCUAGUUAUCCAAAUCAUAAACUAUAAACCCUAAGAUGGUUUUGGAAAUCAAUUCAUUUUAUUCUAAAUAUUUGAAUAUGAAAUAUCACACACAAUAGUUCAUUUGACAAUAAAUUCUACGCAGUAAUUUAUUUUAAAAUGAAAUGAAUUCCUUAUCCAUUUGGUACCAAACGGUCCGUUCGAUUUCCUUUCUCGAUGAAUCUUUUAUUUUGACUCACAAGUCGCUUUCAGACGAACCAUGUUUGACUCAAGUUAACAUUCAUAUUAUUUCUAUUCCUUUUUUUUUUUUGACGAAUCAUAUUAUUUCUAUUCCAUUGUAAGAACCAAACCAUAUCAACGGUUGGACCAGUAGAACCGUCAAAUCAUUUACAAUAGAGGUCCUGGUUCAUUGCAUAGACGGUUAUUGAUGAACCAAACGAUUUUCACAGUUCAACAUAAAAUCAAAUAAACCACCACGGUUUAAUUUGUCCACGGGUUCACUAUAUUAGAAAAAAAAUACUUUAACAUUAACUAAGACCAUCAAACCAUAAUUUUUAAUUUUAUAUAUGCUUACACUUCUCAUUUCCAACCUUGUUGUCGACUUUACGAUGUCACUAUCGACUGGCACCGUAAUUUUUAAUUUGAAUUAGAAAAUGAGAUAAUACCACUAGGAAACUCAAACUAUUAAGAAUGUGUCAUUUGUGUCCUAAAGUAUCCAAUAUGACAAUUGUGUCCUAAACUAUUUUUCGUUAGAGUUGACCGGCGUUGACCGUUAGUAUUUAACAAAUGGCACGUUCUGAAUAGUUCGGGUUAGGACGUAAAUGACACAAAACUAUAAUAAGUUGGGACAUAAAUGACACAAAACUCUAAUAGGUUAGGACACAAAUGUCAUAUUAGAUACUAUAGGACACAAAUUACACAUUCUUAAUAGUUCGGGUUUUCUAAUGGUAUUAGCCCUUAGAAAAAUUAUGAUUUCUUUUGUGAGAUGGUUUGAAUGAUUUAUUAGAUAUUUUAGUGAUGAUAUGAAUUUGAAAUUACAGCGACCAACCUUGCAAUUUACUCAUUCCCUUUGUCUUCCAUGCUAGCCAAACAUAAACGUUUUUUGUAAUUACCGUGACCAACCUUGCAAUUUACCCAUUCCCUUUUGUUUGACAAAACUAACCCAAUUUUAAAAGGAUACUAAACGGCGCCUACGACUAGAAAGAAGCAAAAGAAAAGUGGUAAAAGUAGUUCACGAUGAUGCACUUCAAAUAUCAAUCCCCCUUUUUUUGCUCAAAUAGUUCGAUGUUAUUUUUAACAAAAAACAAAGGUGAUCGCGGCCGGAAAGAAAUAUAAAGAAACUUCGUUCGGUCUAAUUAUCGAGCAACAAAUCGAUCAUUCACAUGAAUUUCCGGCCAAACCAUUACAAAUUUAUAUUAUUAUUGUAGAACUGAAAGUAGCCUUUUUUUUACGUCAAAUGGAAAACAGAGGAUUUGGUGCACAUCCAUCCAUCCCCAUUUCCCGGGCCACUGAGAUGGUGGCAGCAGUCCUUAACACUAAUCCCGACCAGACGCCCGGAAUUCAGCAAACCGUCUUUUUUUAUUGUGCGGCCGAGCGGUGGCGCUUGCAUCAUCCUCCAUCGCCUUAAUUGGAAUAAAUAAAGAAAUAACGUAUUGGACAAUGCAAGAGGCGGAGAGUGAAUCACCAAGAAUGGCUUUCGACAAACAUCACUGGGCAAUUUGAAUCCACCUCGCAGGUGAUAGGACCUCCAGUUUCUAAACUAGUGGUAUUAUCGCUAGGUCAAGCUCUUGUUCGUAGUUUAUCUCAAUUUCUUACAUUAUUUAUACAUAUUUCUGCUAUUUCGAGUUUUCUUCAACUAAUUAUAGUCGAUCUUUCAACUUAUUAGACUCAAUUACCCAUUAUAUUAUCACAAUUUUUCAUUCAUAAAAUGUUUUCCCCUUCGUUUUAUCGUAAAAAGUAAAAUUUACGUGUUUUUUUUCAAAUAACAUGUAAAAAUAGGUCGACCCGCCCCGUACCGGCGCGAAUUUUAUACGUCCCAACCCGUAAUAACGUGAGGCGAGGCAUGAGAAUUGAGGUACCCACCCUACACCACCGCAUUGCCAUCACUUGUCGGACUACGAAUGACAAGUGAUCAAUCCGGAAUUUUGAUGUAGAAAUUAACAUCUUACACGUACUAAGAAUUGGAGGGUAGGGAGAUGUGAGUGAUUAAAUAGCUAGGGACUAGAGAUGUCUUUCAUCCAAAAAAAAUUAAUUAAAAACAAAAUAAUCGAUAAGUACAAGUUACUAAAAAAUAGGGUAAAUACUACUAGAAAACCCGAACUAUCAAGAAUGUGUCAUUUGUGUCCUAAACUAUCUAAUGUGAUAUUUGUGUCCUGUGUAUGAUAGUUAUGUGUUUUUUAUGUCCUGACAAUUUCGUUGACCAUUAUAGAUAACGGUUGACUUUUGUUGACAUGGCAAAAAUGUGUCAGCCACGUAGAUCAGACGGAAUGGAGCUGGGGAUGCCGCUGAUGGAGCUAGGGAGUGGCUAAGGUCAAGGUUGAUUGUGGUCUGUGGAGGGAGAAGGGGGAGAGGUCAGAGAAAACUACGAAGGAGAAGGGGACGGGAGAGGUGUAAGUAUUUUAUUUUGCAUUUUUGUACUUAAAUUUUUCAUUAGAUGGAAAAUUAACUAAAAAUUCAUAUUAAAAUUUCAAGUCAGAUGCCACGUCAACUGGAUUUUCCGUUAAAUAUUUGAUCAAUGUCAGUCAACUCUAACAGACAAAUAAUUUAGGACAUAAAUGUCAUAUUGGAUAUUUUAGGACACAAAUGACACAUUCUUAAUAGUUCGGGUUUCCUAGUGGUAUUAGCACUAAAAAAUACCACAAAGUGUUAUCAUCUUCUUAAAACAUUAUAAAAAACACUAUGUGUCUACAAUGUUCAACAAAUUUAUUUCGAUAUACAUUCUAUUCAUACUAGACAGUCAUUCACGAACUAUCAGCCGCUAUUUUCGGCUACAAAUGGAGUAGUGAACCUCCCAAGUACCUCAGGUUCCCCCUUGGAGCCAAACCGAACGAUCCAAGGAUCUGGGACUCAAUGCUUGAUAAGUUAUAGGGUAAACUUAAUGGCUGGGGGAGCAAACAUCUAUCCACUUGUGCGAGGCUGGUUCUGUGUAAAGUGGUUCUGUCAAGUACGCCUUCCUACCUGUUUUCUCUUGUCAAGGUGAUGGUGUUCGUUACUAAUGAUACGGAGAAAGUGCAGAGGAGGUUUAUGUGGAAUGGUGCGUGGGAUUCUAAUAAAAUGGCUCUUGUAGAUUGGAAACUAUGUAAAACCGAGAAGAAAAGAUGCGGUCUUGACAUUCAUGAUCUGAAAGCUUUCAAUGAUGCGAUGCUAUCCAAAUGGUUGUGGCGGUUUGCGGUGGAAAGAGACAGUUGGUGGCGUCAAUCAAUCGCCAUCAAAUAUCAAAACCCUUCCUUGGUUUGGCAGACUGGAAAAGCUAGACAUGGGUUCUCUCAAUCUGUAUGGGCGAAUAUAUCCAAAGAGUACGAUCUUUUCUAGGAAUUUUGCUAGUAUGGAUCCUGGAAACAACACUUCUAUAUCGUUAUGGCACGAUUGUUGGUCCCCGAGGAUGGUCUUGUCUACUUCGUUCCCUCGCGUAGGUGUUGCCGCUGCCGACCCUGAUGCUAAACUUUCUGACGUGGCAUCCCUUAACCGCUCUAAACGAGUGAGUUGGUAUGUAAACUUGAAAUUUAAUUUGAGGGGUGGGGGGGGUGCUGAGAGGGAGAGAGUAGAGUUAAUGAAUUUUCUUAAGAACAUUGUUUUGUCAAAUAACGCAUAUAGUCCUAGUAGAAUAGUGUGGAAUCCUAAAAAAAUGGCAAGUUCUUUGUGAGCUCUUUAUACAGGAAUCUGGUGAAGGAUGUUCUUUUGGAAAUUCAAGAUUUUUCGUCCAAGCAAAUAUGGAAGGUUGUGAUUCCGAGCAAAGUGUUCUUCUUCUUGUGGCUUGUCUAUCAUAAUAAGAUUCUUACGGUGGACAACUUGAAGAAAAAAGGUUGGUUGUUGGUUAAUACAUGCUGCCUCUGCUACCAUAAUGAGGAGUCUGUCUCUCAUAUGCUUAGGGACUGUGAGUUUGUAAAAGAGGCGUGGCACGUUAUUAAUCGGUACAGACCACUUUAGUCAUUACAAGGUAGAGAGAUCACAUCGAUCAUUAAAAAUAGCUCUCAUACCAAGUCGGACAACACUAAAGAUUGGUUUAGAGAGUGUAUUCUGCACCCUGUGUGGUGGUACAUUUGGUUGGAAAGAAAUCAAAGGGUGUUUGAAGAAAAAUUUAUGACGGCCAAAGCGGUUGCUAGAAGAGCUGCAAGGAACUCAAUGGAAUGGUUAGUGGCUCAUGGGAAAAUUGAGAAAAUGCAGGGUGAGAUCUAGCUGUGCGAUGUUUUGGAGGGAUGCUGAUCCUGGGGAGUAGCUAUGUUGAUCUUCGCAGAGUAUGUGUUCCUGGGGAUGGUUUUCCUGGCCUGAGGUGCUGGUGAUCAAUCGAUGGUUUGUGGUUCACUUUUGAGGUUCUAAUGCUAUUUUUUUGGGGCUUGGACUGGCUCUCAGGCAUGUUUGGCUGUGCCUUAUCUAUUGUCCAUUUCUGUUUUGCCGUCUUCGUUGGGGUUUCCCCUGUGGUUUUGUUUUCUUUUGUUGCGUUUGAGUAGGAGCGGUCUGGUCCGCUUUUCUCUACCUCUUUUCCAGUUUUUUCCUUCUUAUCGUUUCAUUGUGGGAUCGAUCCUUUUGAUCCCCUUUGAAUGUACUUUUAAUGGUUUUGUUUUGUUUCUUCUUGCAAUUUAAUUUUAUCACCAUUAUAAAAAAAAUAUAUUAUACAAGUUCAAUUUGUACCUAGAAUCACCAUACUUUAGAGCAAAAUAGUAGAAGGGGUCGAGAAGGAGGGAGGGGGCGAAGUGGUACCACACCUUUAGUAGACUCUUUGUAACCCAAAUACGUUGAUUUUUUGUACCAAAAGCCCACAAACCGAGGAAGAACGUGUGAUGGAGUACCAAACCUACCAUUUUUGGGUUGUGCUCUCCGGCUCCAUUACUAAAUUCUACCUUAUGAGGUAUGAUUCCCAAUGCUCGUACAAGGUGGUCAACUAUGGUGUUAUGGCCCGAAAAAAUCAAAAUACUAUCCAAAAAGGCGCUAAUUGUAUAAAAACACGCAUAGAGGCUACUAAAUGCACUUUAGAACAAAUAUCAAACAAAUCCAAGUUAAAAUGACUAAAUCUGUGAAGAAAUUAUGCAAAAGAUG